AGCAGGACUCCGCCAUCUUCACAGAGAAUAGGAAGGUGAAAAAAGCCAGCAGGUCUUGAUUUAUUUGGCAGAGGGGCGGCAGUCCAUGUCCGUGGUCCUCACGCACCAGAACAAGGAGAGCGUUUGCAGGGAGUUGGACUGACGGAGAAAAGUAGCUGACAUUGCAUGUAAAAAGCGAGUUCUAGUGUCCUGGGAGAAGUGACCAUCGCUCGCCGAAAACCAAAUACUGAGAAGAGAACUGGAUUUUUAAAUUAUUGUUUUAUUAUUAAUAAAUUAUUUCAUUUUUCCUCUCUGUGAAGAAAUUUCAGAUCCGCUUGAUGAGCCAUACAGUUGAGUGGACGGAGAGAGGUACUGAGCAGACAUAAACUGUCAGAGCGCACUGGUCAUCAUAUCUGACACCUCCAAAAAGGCACAGAGACAUUUUUGCUGCUUUCUUCACAACUGUCAUCACCGGGUGUGAAACAUCAAGGAUAUUUUUCCCCUGCCUCUUCGUCCUUGGACAGAUUGCGAUCAUCACACACCUUCACCAAAUGUGUUAUUCACAGAAUUCCUGAGAGCGAAGACUGCGUGUCUGUGUGUGCGCGUGUGUGUCCACGACGCGGGUCGCGGGUCGCAGAAGUGGACAGGAGCGACGAGGCGACGAGACAUUUCAGCUCAUCUGAACUAAGGACACUCACAUCGGUCCGUCUGGCGGUCCAACGCGCAAGCAGUGCCAGUUUCGUGGGGGUCCCGGGAAAAGUUAGAGCGGGCAAGCGAGGACCACGCCGAGGAGAGGAGGCGACCGAUCAUUCCUUGUGCAGGUCACCGGGCGAUGCCAGAGUAGAUGCCAGGGCAAUGUCCCGUCGCAAGCAGGGAAACCCACAGCACUUGUCACAGAGAGAAAUCAUAACUCCGGACCCAGACCAUGCGGAUGCCGGGCUGGACGUUCCUGAGAUGGCGCCCCACUCGCAGCCGCAGCCGCAACCGCAACCGCAGCCUCUACCCCUGCCCCUCCCUCACCACCACCCCCCACACCCCCACCACCAACACCCGCACCCACACCAACACCACCACCACCACCCUCACCCGCACCCUCACCCGCUAGCUCACCUCCACCCUCUAGCUCACCACCACCACCACCACCACGUACAUGCCCACGGUGGCGUUGGCGGUGGCGUUGGCGGCGGGCACCCUCCGCACCACCACCCCAACCACCACCCGGCGGCCCACGCCCCGCACCACCCACUCUCCCACGCCCUGCUGGGCGGAGGGGACCCCGGCCCCAUCGUGGGACCCCUGCCCGCCGGCCUGGGCGACCACGACCUCCUGACGUGCGGCCAGUGCCAGAUGACCUUCCCCCUGGGCGACAUCCUGCUCUUCAUCGAGCACAAGAAGAAGCAGUGCCAGCAAGGCAUUGUGGGUAGCCACGGCUGCCUGGACAAGAUGGCCGACCGCGGUGGUGGUGGUGGACGAGGAACCGGGGCGGCAACCGGAGGCAGAGGCAGCGCCAACAGCAGCACCAAUGGAGGAGGAGGAGGAGGAGGAGGAGGGGGCACUCCGUCGCCAACUCAUGCCCAUGCCCAGGCCCAGAGGGGGGAGCUGCGGAAGGUGGUGGAGCCGGUGGAGGUGGGCAUCCAGGUGACUCCAGAGGAGGAGGACGACAGGCUGCUCACACCCCCCAAAGGGAUUUGCCCCAAGCAGGAGGCAACGGGCGGACAGGCAGGCAGAGACGAGCCGUCGAACUACGUCUGCACGACUUGCAAGCAGCCCUUCAGCAGCGCCUGGUUCCUGCUGCAGCACGCCCAGAACACGCACGGCAUCCGCAUCUACCUGGAGAGCAACACCAACAACGCCACUGCGCUGACCCCGCGCAUCACCAUCCCGCCGCCCAUGGGCGCCGUCGACUCCAUACCCCAGUCCCCACUCACCAACUUCCUGGGCGAGAACAACCCCUUCCACCUGCUCCGCAUGACGGGCCCCUUGCUUCGGGAGCCGCCUCCGGGUUUCGUGGAGAACCGCCUCCCGCCGGGCACCCCGCCGUUCGUCAGCCCGCCUCCCCGCCACCCCCACCUGGACCCCCAUCGGUUGGAGCGCCUUAGUGCCGAGGAGAUGGGCCUGAUCUCCCAGCACCCCAGUGCCUUUGAGAGGGUGAUGCGCCUCAACCCCAUGGCGCUCGAGUCCCAGUCCAUGGACUUCUCGCGCCGCCUCCGGGAGCUGGCGGGCAACAACAACACCACUGUCAACAGCAACAACAACAACAACGCCACCCCGCCGCUGUCCCCGAGCCGCGCCAACCCUAUGCACCGCCUGCUCAACCCCAACCCCUUCCAGACCGGCCCCAAAUCGCCGUUCCUCAGCACGCCGCCACUGCCCCCCAUGCCCCCCAACAGCACCACGCCGCCCCAGACCCAGUCGGCCAAGUCCAAGUCCUGCGAGUUCUGCGGCAAGACCUUCAAGUUCCAGAGCAACUUGAUCGUGCACCGCCGCAGCCACACGGGCGAGAAGCCGUACAAGUGCCAGCUGUGCGACCACGCCUGCUCCCAGGCCAGCAAGCUGAAGCGCCACAUGAAGACCCACAUGCACAAGUCCGGCUCCAUGACGGGGCGCUCCGACGACGGGCUCAGCUCCAGCGGCUCGCCCGAGCCGGGCACGAGCGACGUGACGGGCGAGGGCAUGAAGAACCGCGACGGCGACUUCAGCGGCGAGGGCGGCGAGAACGAGGAAGAGGAGGAGGAGGAGGAGGAGGAGGAGGAGGAGCUGGAGAAUGAGAGCAGGCCCGAGUCCAACUUCAGCAUGGACUCGCAGUUCUGCCGGAACCGACAGAACGGCUCCAAGCCGCCGUCGGAAGAGAAGGACUUGUCUGUGGGCAAGAUGAUCGAGAACGCCGCCCUCAACUCCAUCCAGCAGUACAAUAACUUGAUAGUCGACAAUCGCAAAAGACUGCCUUUCUCCAAGAGGUGCUCCGAUGGCCAGCGGGACACGGGAGACGAGGACUCGGUGGUGGGCGACAUGGACCACGAACGUGUCGUCGAGCGGGCCACGGUGAACGGCAGGAACUGCGGCUCCGGCGACUCUUUCCCGGGCCUGUUCCCGCGGAAACCCACGCCCAUCACCAGCCCCAGCCUGUCCAACUCCUCCAAGAGGAUCAAAAUCGAGAAGGACCUGGAUAUCCCGCCUGCGCCCCUCAUCCCGUCCGAGAACGUCUACUCCCAGUGGCUGGUGGGCUACGCGGCGUCGCGACACUUCCUCAAGGACCCUUUCCUGGGCUUCACCGACUCCAGACAAUCUCCCUUCGCCACCUCGUCCGAGCACUCGUCCGAGAACGGCAGCCUGCGCUUCUCCACGCCGCCAGGAGACAUCCUGGACGGCGGGCUCUCGGGACGCAGCGGCACGGCCAGCGGCGGCAGCACCCCUCACCUGGGCAGUGCCGGGCGACCCAGCUCCAAGGAGAGCCGGCGCAGCGACACAUGCGAGUACUGCGGCAAGGUGUUCAAGAACUGCAGCAACCUGACGGUGCACCGGCGCAGCCACACGGGCGAGCGGCCCUACAAGUGCGAGCUGUGCAACUACGCGUGCGCACAGAGCAGCAAGCUCACGCGACACAUGAAGACGCACGGCCAGCUCGGUAAGGAAGUGUACCGCUGUGACAUUUGCCAAAUGCCCUUCAGCGUCUAUAGCACCCUGGAGAAACACAUGAAAAAGUGGCACGGGGAACACUUGAUGACAAAUGAGGUGAAAAUCGAACAAGCAGAGAGAAGCUAAGCUAGGCUCUUUUGCUUUCUCUCUCUCCCCUUAUCCCCCUUUUAGCCUCUUGAAUAACAGACAGACAGAGAGACAAACAAACAAACAAACAAACAAACAAACAAACAAUCAAAACACACAGGGGUAUCUGGGUGCUCUUGGUUCACAGAGUAAUGAUUUUAGGUUAUUUUAUGUUUUGCCUAAGAAACUGCCAUCUGAGAAAAGAAAAAAAAACACAAAAAGCAGGAAGUUCAACUAUGUCGGUGUAAAACUGCCUAAAUUGGCGUUUUGAUUUUUACAGUCUAUCAGCGGUUGAAUUAAAUAUACGUGGAGCCUUUAACUGUGCAAUAAUUUCUGUAUUUAUUGGAUUUUGUAAUGGUUUGGCAUGUGCAGGUUCAUUUUUAUUUGAUCAUUAUUUCCUUUUUUGUUCUACUAUUAUGCUGGGAAUUUCUUUUAUAAACCCAGAAGACAUCCUGAGAUUUUCUUCUUUUUGCAGAGCAGAAAACCAUUUGAAUAAUUUUUAGGCCACUGCUUUUACUGAAGUGUGUAUUUAAGUUACAUGUGUAAUUUCUUGAGGAGAAGCCGAAUUCAAUCUUCAAUUUAAAAAAGCCUAACUGAUUUUUUAUAUGAAUUUAAAAAAAACAAAAACUUAGUGUUUUGUUUAUUAGAGACAGUAGGUAAUGAGCGGACAACAAUCUUUUUUGCCAUAGGAACAUAAACAGAUUUUAAACAUGUCAAUCUAAUUGAAGAGUGUAGCACUGAAUGUCACUCCCUGACAGUAAAUCUUGACACGGAUCCCGGUUCCUUCUUAAAAAUCUGCUUCCUCCAGAGUCUAUAAAUCACGAAAGAAAAAGACCAUAAAAACGGAUGAUCCCGCCCGGCAGCUGCUUCUUGGCACCUAGUGCCGCCCUACUUAACGCUACUAACACCACCCUUUCCUCCUGUCCUCAGCCACAUCACCGGUAGCAUUCCAAGUGUUUACAUUAAAAGCAAAAAAAUGUUGUAAUAAUUACAUUACAUUGCACUUAGCUGACCCUUUCAUUUAUUCAAAGCGACUUACAACUAUUAUUUUUCAGGGUAUUGGUUACAGUCCCUGGAACAAUGUGGGGUUAGGUGCCUUGCUCAAGGGCAAUUCAGCCAUGGAUGUAGAUGUAGGGAGAGGUCAGGGGGGAUUCGAAUCGGCAACCCCUAGAUCGAAAGACCAACUCUCUAACCACUAGGCCACAACUGCCCCAAUAAUAAUAAUAAUUAAUAAUAAUUCAUAAUAAUUGAUCAAAUUAAAUUAGCUGUGCUUUUUAAAAGCCCAUCCAUUUCACAUCACAUAUAUAUACAUUAUCGACCAAUGCCAGUACUGUAGUAGUGUAUUUAUUAUCAUUGUGUGCAUUCCGCAGACUAGCCCGUUGUUUUGGGGGAUAAACUAAAACACCAGUGCACAUGCUGAAAACAGCUCAGGGGGAACUGUGUGUCCUGCCUUCUAUAUCUAUCUGCCCCAGUCAUCUGCUAACGUUGCUCCCACAUGCUAAUCUGUGUCGUAGACGACAAUUCUGGGCCAAAAUCAACUAUUUACAGUAAAAAUACAUGAAGGCGUGACCUGUUCAGACCACAGCAUUGGCAGCAGUGGUCAUGCUGUACCCAUCAUGCCUUGCAGCAAAUCAGUACCACUGACCACGCUAUCCUACCUGGACAGCUUGAUGUCACCUGCUGUCUUUUGCAUGUUCAGAUUUUUACCCCCUAUAAGUGCUACGUACAUGUGUUCAAAUGUGCAUUGAUAAGUUGAAGAGUGGUGAGUGGUCUGGGUGUUUUAUUUAGCCAUAGUGGAAAAGGCCACUUUAACCAGAUAGGAACAAACACACAGAACAAAAUACAAUACAUUUAAAAUCUGAAUUGUCAUCAGAACUCAAAUCAUGUACGGCAUCCACCGAUGUUUUGGAAGAUCACUUGAAAUAGCCCUAUGCAUAUCGAAAUAUAUUUAUCAAUCAUUUUGAAAAUGAAUUUAUACUCUAUAGUGUAAGUUAUUGUAAAGUUUACAAUUGUCGGAAAAAUGUUUAUACGUACUGAUGAUUUUAUCUGGUUAACUUGGUUAUUUGCCCAGUAAAACAAGUCAUUGGCAAAUUCCAUAGAAACAAGUAGACGCCUGACUUGCACAGAAAGUGUGCAUAGCAAGUGUGUGCAAAAAUGCUGUUGAGCAUGUUCCUAAACAGUAAGACUAUUUUUUUCUUUCUGUCUUUCUUUCUGUCUUUCUUUCCCUCUUUCCUCCCAUUCAGGGCUUCCUGUGAUGUGUAGUUGAACGAACGCGCACUAAGAAGUAGCCACUCUGUCGCGUAGCGAUCGCACAGCUGACCAUUCUGAGCAUGUUAGAGAGAGAGGGAGAGAGGGAGAGAACACGAGGCACAUGUCAUGUAUGUUGUCUGGGGUCUUCACUAGGCACUGACCUCGCCUAUGCCACAGCUGUGUUACAUGCGGUCAUGAUCCCCCCAACCCUCCUCCUUCACGAACUGUAG
Engraulis encrasicolus (European anchovy) is the source of this 6221-nucleotide messenger RNA. RefSeq names its product BCL11 transcription factor B a (gene bcl11ba). The transcript is spliced from 3 exons. NCBI's taxonomy places the organism in Eukaryota, Metazoa, Chordata, Actinopteri, Clupeiformes, Engraulidae. Gene Ontology annotation, cellular component: nucleus. The record is from RefSeq and is a predicted model, not a curated record. Gene Ontology annotation, molecular function: DNA-binding transcription factor activity; RNA polymerase II cis-regulatory region sequence-specific DNA binding. Gene Ontology annotation, biological process: positive regulation of transcription by RNA polymerase II. Bases 835 to 3741 code for a protein of 968 amino acids.